This is a messenger RNA of Nicrophorus vespilloides, 2130 nucleotides long. RefSeq names its product double C2-like domain-containing protein beta. Lineage: Eukaryota; Metazoa; Arthropoda; Insecta; Coleoptera; Silphidae. Gene Ontology annotation, biological process: intracellular protein transport. Gene Ontology annotation, molecular function: small GTPase binding. The coding region runs from base 167 to 1912 and encodes 581 amino acids. The record is from RefSeq and is a predicted model, not a curated record. Gene Ontology annotation, cellular component: membrane. The transcript has 5 exons.
CGUGGGGCGGCGGCAACGAGGCCGGAGGUCGGCCAACGUGUCUACCUCAUCCAUGCUCCCUACUCGAAUCCUGCGUGUUCCAUCCAUUUGUUUGUAACCAGCUGCGUAGAGUGGUGGGCGAUAGUGAGUAUGCUAGUGCUCUUUGGCGAUCACUGCCACUUCAAGGAUGGUGGACUUAGGCAGCUGUUCCUCGGACGAUACUAAGAACCGAUUCGUCUGCCCCAACGAUCGGCAAUUAUCCCUCAGAGCUAAAUUGCGAACAGGAUGGAGCGUAAAAACGGCCACAGUAGGAAGUUACAAAGCCAAUCAUCAGCCGGCAAUAGAUCAAGAGGAACAAGAAGCCAUAAUAAAAGUUAUCAAAAGGGCCGAACAGGUGGAUCAGAUGGAACAGGAGAGGGUUGGAAGGUUAAUGGAAAGGUUAGAGAAUAUGAGGAGAAACGCACUGGGAAAGAACACCAAUCAAUGCAUCCUUUGCGGCGAUACCUUCGGCAUUUUGGGAGCACAUAAAUUGAGGUGUAACGAUUGCAAGCAGCUUGUCUGUAAUAAGUGUUCAAUAGGAAACACGAAAUCAAAUCCGUUCUGCAUGAUCUGUGCCGAAACCAGAGAGAUCUGGAAGAAGUCUGGAGCCUGGUUCUUCAGAAGUUUACCAAAAUACAUAUUGCCAGAAUCCCAGCGUAAUUUUGGGGCCACGUCGAAGCGCACUGGGAGUUUCAGGAGAUUCCCAAAAGACGAUGACAGUAGCUCAGAUGAGGAACGAAAGAAUUUCAAAAUUCCUUACAAACUGGUUGAGAGUUCGCACGAUUUAGAUUCGUUAGCAGUAUCGGAACCGUUUCCGCAAUAUUCGCGGCAAAACAGUUCUUCGGAAUCGUCGCAAAUAAGCAAAGAUUUGGAUAAAACCUAUUUGAGCUGCUUAACACUGGGAGAGUUAAAGUAUCCAUACGACGAAGAAUUCAUAGAGGAGGUGGAAUCUAGUAAGAGUCCAAGACGUGGAUCCUCGACAAGCGCGGACGAGAAAGUCAAUUCUCCAUCUUCCCCAAGUAUCAACAGCAUUUCACUUCUAGACACUUCGAAUGGCUUAAUCGAUCUAUCCAUGACUUAUGAUACUUUGACGAGUACUCUUCACGUAACAGUUUAUAGAGCAAAAAACAUAUCGCCAAUGGAUAUAAACGGAUUAGCAGAUCCCUUCUGCAAACUAAAUAUUUUACCGGACGCUAAGGUUUCCACAAGGUUGAGAACGAAGACAGUAUAUAAAACCCGGAAUCCCGAGUUCAACGAGAACCUUACAUUCUACGAGAUCAGUGAGAAAGAUCUGAGCUUCAAAUCUCUUCAUGUACUGUGUUUGGACGAUGACAAAUACGGACAUGACUAUAUGGGAGAAAUCAAGAUUUCGUUAGUCAAAUUGAAAGUCCAAAACACAAUAUAUCUUACGUUACCAUUAGAAAAGAUGGCACAAGAUCCAAGAGAUUUUGAUGACCUAUGGUUGAGGGGUCAAAUUCUGUUAUCAUUAUGUUACAGCACUAAGAAACGAGCACUUCUUGUGACUGUGGUCAAAUGUUCUAACUUGUUACCUAUGGACAACAACGGAUUCUCUGAUCCGUUCGUUAAAUUACAUUUGCGCCCAGACCCUUAUCAUCGCAAACACAAAACUUCAAUAAAGUGGAAAAAUUUGAAUCCAGUCUACAACGAGGAGUUUACAUUCGAAAGUCGUCCUAACGAAUUGGCAACGCAAAGCCUGCACAUAGCUGUCUGGGACAAGGACUAUGGAAAGAGCAAUGACUACUUGGGCGGUCUCAUAGUAGGUGGACUUGGCUCAAAGGGGCGGAGACUUAAGCACUGGUUAGAUAUGAUUCGCUAUCCAGACCACAGACACGACCAUUGGCAUAAUUUAACUGAUGACCAGAUUAACGAUUGACCAAUAUGAAACAGAAGAUUAUAGCUUAUUUUUCUAUAUGUGUAAAUGGUUGUAGUACGAUUUAUUGUAGACCAAAGUUGACUUUCUAAUUAUUACUUAAUCCAUGUAAAGAGGAGAUAAUAUAGCAGUUUUAUCUUUACCCCUAUAUUCCAAAAACGAAAUCAAUCGAAAUUAAAAUAUAUAAUUUAAACAAAAAAGAAAUAAAAAGUUGUAUUUAC